CAAUGGCCCUCUGUCUUUCUCGUCCAAAGUGUGUUAUAUAAAGUACCGAGACCCCUCCAGUGUUGGUGUGGCCCAACAUCUCACCAAUACUGUUUUUGUUGACAGAGCUUUGAUAGUAGUGCCAUGUGCGGAAGAUGACUAGACUGGCCCAGCUGUUACACUACACUAGCCUGAGUCAGGCAUUGUUUUCCAAGCCACUAUCCCCGAUCGGGCCAACGCAGCCUUCAAGGGGGAAUGUGACCAGGAGAAUAGCCCGCUGAACCUUCCAAGAUGGACACCUUGUCUCUUUUUAUUUAUUUUUCUUUUCUUUUGCUGCAGCUUGUGUGUGAUUGAAUUCUGUCCAGGUUGCUACGGCAUACCGGUGGGAUGUGUAUCACACAUGGGAUGCUAGGAGGAUCACUAACACUUUACUCUCUUGUCACCUAUUCCUGUUGACAUAGUGAGGGGCUAGACAUUAUAAAAGUGAGACCCAGUAAUAAAAACUUAAUUUGAACAUAGAAUCUUUUAAAUUCUCUUUGCACUUUUCAUCUGUGCUGAAAUCUGUAGUAAAAAGCAACAUUUAGGGAGUUUUCCCUCACAUUACUACAUUACAGCUCUGAAAUGGAUGUUUAGUAUUUAAUAAUAACACAGACAUUCUCCAUUCAACAUCAUUUUCUCAUUUAACGUGGAAAUUCGUGACACAUGUAAUAAUGCUUUGCGUCGUUAUUUGUUCUGAAAUAUAUUUCGUAGCACUAGAAGAACUAUUCGUGUUAGACAAAUGGUAAUUCAUGCUCAGUGCCUCCAGCUGUAAUGAAUUGAAUUUGUAGUUAUUUUGUCUCUGAUUAGUCUUAAUUUAGCUCUCUUCUCCAGCAGUAGAAGCAGCAGAUUUAAAUCCAGAGUGGAAUGAGCAAAAUUCCUAAUUGGUUUUUAUAGCUAAGUCUUGGCUAACAUUUCCUACAGUUCUUAAAAUUGUUGUUCUUUUCUGUAUCUGAUGUCCUGUGUGCUAUUAGUGAUGCAGCCAUUGGGGUUGUCUUGUGUUGCACACCUUUCCAACACUGCGAAACGAUCGCCCCACGGAAAAGCGCCCAUGCUUGAUAUCGUAUGGUUCAUGACCAAUAUGUUUCCAGUACAGGGAAAAUCCCAGAGGAGGCCAAGGCAUUGUCACUUUUGGCACCUGCCACACCAGUACCCAGUCUGAUUCCUGGUGGGGGACUGCUACCAAUUCCUACUCCAGCCCCGCUUCAGAAUCUGAACCUUCCCAUAGUGAAUCGGAUGUCAGCUGGUCUGGACCCCACAGCAUCAGUGCAGUCCCAGCCCCCCCUCAUGGGAAAUGUGGAUCCCUCAAAAAUUGAUGAGAUCAGGAGGACCGUAUAUGUCGGCAAUUUGAACUCACAGACCACCACUGCAGAUCAGCUGUUGGAGUUCUUCAAGCAGGUGGGAGAUGUAAAGUUUGUGCGAAUGGCUGGAGAUGAGACUCAGCCAACACGUUUUGCCUUCGUAGAGUUUGUUGAGCAGGAGUCCGUUGCCAGAGCCCUGACCUUCAAUGGAGUCAUGUUUGGAGACAGACCUCUGAAGGUUAAUCAUUCCAACAACGCCAUAGUAAAACCCCCAGAGAUGACGCCACAGGCUGCUGCUAAGGAGCUAGAAAGUGUGAUGAAGCGGGUGAGGGAAGCCCAGUCUACCAUUGCUGCUGCUAUAGAGCCAGCUGACAUAAAGAAGCGUUCCUCCAGUCGAUCUAGAAGGGCACGCCGGUCCCACUCGCGGUCACGCUCCCGUUCACACUCAAGAAUGCACAGGAAAAGAUCCCGUUCGAAACACAGCAGGCCGCCACAGAGGUUGUGGCCGAGGAGUGACUCCCACAGUUCCCGUAGCGGCCACAAGAGGUGCUCUCGCUCCAGAGACAGGAGACGCAGUCGUAGUCGCUCAAGGGGCCACAGGAGGAGAAGUAAGGAUCGGUCCAGGAGCCCUCGGAGAAAAGCCAGAUCACCCUCACCAAAAAGAGGUAGGAAAGACAAGAGGAGGGAGCGCAGCAGGGACAGAAAGGACCGCUCCACAUCCAGAAAGAGGAGCCGCAAGGACGAGGACAGGAUAAAGAGCAAGGCCAAGCCACUGAAGGUGGAAAGGGACUAUGACAGAGAAGAAAAGGGAGACUUUGAAAGUGACAGAGAAGACUCAGUCACACUAAGUGAAGACAUGAUGUCAUCACCCUGCACCCAGCACAACGGCAGCUUCAAGACCCACAGUGAGGAGGAUGCAUCUAUGGGUGCAGACUGCUGCAAGUGACUAUUACAACACCUUAGAAACUAAUCUUGUUCCAUCAAAUGAUCUCAUCGACCAUUGCGUGCGUAUAUAUAUACAUACAUGAACACUUACAACAGCGUGUUUUCCCCAUCAUCAUCUCCUGUUGUACAACCUGAUUUGUACUCUGCAGUCUUGGCAACAAAUGAAUCCUGGAAUUCAACUAAUUUUCAGUAUCGCAACUAAAGUGAGCGUUCGGUACAGCAGAGAGAGCCCCAAAUUUACUGUUAAGCUGAAGAUUUUGGGACUUGCAGGGGGUGCACAUGAUAUAAUGUAAUAUGAGUGCAACACCAAAUACUACAGGCUCAGAAACUACCAUAAAGUUGAGUCAACACCUUAACAAUAAUUGGACAAAAUGAUAUUGGAUUGCGUAAUAUUAUACAGAUGAUAUUGUGUCCACCUCCUGUAUUACUUGCACAAGAACUCAAUCCCUAUUAUUCUUUUGUAUAGAUACUAAAACUGUAGUCACCUACCCCAGCAGAUUAGAAACAUGUGCAGGCCGCCUGAACCAGCUGCAGAGCUUUUGACACUCCUCGUAGUACGUGUUUCUCCAGCAAUUUGAAGCCAGAUUUUAAUUGCAGCUUUGUCCCUAGUUACAUGGAUUCUACCUGAUGGGAAAAAGACAUUUUUAUCUCAAUUCCUCCAGUUACAUCUUGACCAUACACUUCAAAAGUCCAAAACGCCUUUCACGCCUCUAAGAUUGUCCGUAUUUAUGUCAUACUGUAGUAUGUAUGUCAUUUCCUUUUUUAAAAAAUGUUUUUGUCUUGAUUAUUGCAAAUAGCAAUAUGCAGCAACAAUCUGCGUUAACAGUAAUAAAAUGUUUGUAUCUUACAUUAUGCCUCAUUAAUUUGUGAGAUUGGAAAAGUUUUUCAGAGAGAUUUUAAAAUGUUGACAUUUGCCUUUAUUGCUACAUAGGUUUAAUCUGCUCAAUAUGUGCACAGAAGCAUGCACUUAAAGGCACAAAGAACACAAAAGGCUUGGACUGGCAGCUACUUGCAACACAUUUCAAGCUUGGCACACUUCCUCAAGCAGCAUUUAAUACAAAGUAUUAAAAUUCUAGGAAAAUUACAGCAACUUCAGUUUCAGUGGUAACUGAAUGAAUUAUGAACACCAGAAUUUGUUUUUGGGGAUGUUUUACAUCCUGUAAUUCCCUAAUUGUCUCAGAGCUCGCAUUUGAAUUGUCAGUUUCUCAUAUGGCUUUUCAUUUAUCAUACAACCAGUUUACAGAGAGUGCAGUACAACCCAAACAAGUGGUGAGCAACAGGCAUACAGUUGUUGGAUACUAUAUUUUGCAUCAGUUGCAUUUUGUCAGGCCAUUAUCAUUUUCGGUUGUGUAUCUAUAUUUAGCAUUUACUGCUCACUAGCACACCAAAAAGCUAAGGAAGUACCAAUCAAAACAAGGUUCUUACCAGUUUACCAGUUCAAACAUACUUUUAUUAGCCAGCUGAAAUGUUCUUUAAAAAGUAUGACAUUUCAUAUGUCAUUAUUGACACCUCAUGAGGUAAAAAAUAAACAUGCCUCUCUCUGACUGAGGUCUCAUGGGGUGUGAAUGUUUUUCCUCUUAUUCUGCUGCUCUGCUUCUGGCCUUGGUGUGGCCGUGACAGCAACUUCCCAUAUUCUGUUUGAAACAAAUGGCACAUUGCAUAUUUAAUACAUGUUCCUUGAUCAAAGAAUCUAAAUGUAAGAACAUGAGGGCCACUCUCAGUGUAUGGGUGAAAGAAAAACAACAGGAUUUCUGCUGAUUCUAAAAUGCUCGUUUGCCCUUUGUGUGGUGUUAAAGGACAAUUUGAACUACCAGGUCUGUGAAGUGUCCUUUUUAUUCCCUGUUUUGCACCAUUUUUCUUUAUUAUCUGGGAACUGGGGUGUCCUGCAAAAUGUACGGUGUUGAUUUUUAUGACUUGUGCUGUAAUUAUGAGAUGCAGAAUCGUAUUCUACUGUUUCUGUGAACCUGUUGCUACUAUAUUUUAGUAAAAAGAUACAUUUCUCAACAUGAAUACAUUGUUUUACGUCCUGUUUUUGUUUUAUGGGUGUACAUAUACUUGCUUUUUUAUAUUUCUGAUUGCGAGGUGUCUCACAGUGUAUCAUGUUCCUUUUCCUGUUAUUGUUGUAAUGCUGUGAUAUAAAAACUACUUACUGAUUUAUAAAUACAAUACAGGCCUAUACUGUAAAAAUGAUGUUGGUGUGCAAAAUGUCUGUCGGCUCAUUGCUCAAAAAAAUGGGACGCAAACAGAGCUCACAGUGGGAGAUAUGUCACAUGUAAACAAACUGCUUGCAAGCACAGGAGGGUCAAAAAGUGCCUAGACUAAGAUUGUACAGAAUAUUCUAAUAAAAUAUGGAGACUUAUUGACAGGUGCAACCUGAAUUUAUUGUUAAGGACGUUUAAUAGCUAAAACUAAUGAGAUGUUAUAUUAAAGUAUUGUCAGUUGUCUUUAGUAAUUAAUAGCAGAAUAGACUGAACAUUGAUGGGACUUUUGUGGAUUUGUUUUGUAUUUUUAGUGUUGCAGUUUGCAGUAUUGUGAUUGUGUCAAAAAUGUAUCUGCAAACUGGCCCCAGGUUGAGCUCAGCGUUUUUUAAGUUUCUAUGAAAGCUUGUUAUUAUUUUAAACGCUUUUCUUUUAAAAGAAGACUUAAAGACUUCUAUAGCUUUUACAAACCUAAUUUUCUUGUAUUUUUUCUUUCCCUGCUUUUUUUCUUUUCUUUUUUUUUACACACACAAGGCAUCAGUUUGAAGUGGUGAACCUGUGAUAACGUUUAGUAAAAAGCAUUUCCAACACAACUGACAGUAUGUGAAGAAUUUUAUUUUUUCUAUCCAUGUAUCCACUAUGUAUGGUAUACACCUGUAGAAACGAUUCGCCGUUUGCUCCUGGGGGAUUGGGCACUUGAUGUAAAGGUUUGCUAAUACUGUUUUUGAAGAGAGCUUGGAUGUAUCUAAGUGAUCCUCCUUCAUUUUGUGGUGGGGUGGAAUCAGCACUGAGAUACCAUUAAAAUCGGACCAGGGAAACUCACCCCAAAUAAGGAAAAGUGACCCCAUUAUUUCUGGGAGUAACCUGAGUAGUUUUAAGAAAAGUAGGUGGGGAAUUCCCCAGAUAGGAGGGACUUGUGGGCUAUAAAAGACUAUGUACGAGGCUCCGAAAGUCAGUUUGGUCCGGACCACUCUGAGGUUUAUCUCUUGUGAAAGAAUAAACUCUGCAUUGAACUCUUGA
Messenger RNA from Siniperca chuatsi (mandarin fish), 5479 nucleotides. It is a transcript of the gene srek1, whose product is annotated as splicing regulatory glutamine/lysine-rich protein 1. The record is from RefSeq and is a predicted model, not a curated record. Lineage: Eukaryota; Metazoa; Chordata; Actinopteri; Centrarchiformes; Sinipercidae. The coding region runs from base 1081 to 2262 and encodes 393 amino acids. Gene Ontology annotation, cellular component: nucleoplasm. The transcript has 12 exons. Gene Ontology annotation, molecular function: RNA binding.